AUGUCAAUUUUCCGCUCGCGCGGCGCCGAAACGGCCGGAGCGCGGCCCAUCGGCCGAGAAAAUUCCGCGACAUUGCCAGCCGGCGGUUUUAUUUUCAGCACAAAGGAAAAACCGCACGGGGACGGGGACGCGGCGAAAGGGAAAGGGAGGAUGACGGGCGGAUUGAUGAUGGAUGCGGCGAGGAGAUGUACAUGUAGGAAAAAGUUGAUGAUCGAGGAGGGAAUUAAUCGGGUAGGUGUGAAUGAUUCAGGUGGAAAAGUGCAGGAAGAAUUGAUUAAUUUUACUAUUAAGGGAGAAUUAGUGUGGGGAGAGAAAUGGGAAGAAUUGAUGAAACAAUCAAAAUCAAAACCGAGCUUUAACAUCCUUCCCACACCAUCCUCCGUUUCCUAUCCCGCGUCCUUCCGCACUCGCACCGACAUCGGGCGAAACUACAGCAAAGAAAACCCCACCGCGACGUCGACGUCAACCCCGAAAGGCGCCCCCGUCGGCCGGCGUUCGGAGACUCCGCGGAAAAAAAUCGACUCGGCCGUCCCCGUCGCAACGCCGACCGCCCGGUCGCUGCGGCAACGCCGUUUUGAUUUUCGGCCGGUGUCGCAGCAGCGGCGCCGGCGCCGUCGGCGCGCCCCGACGUCGGGCGAUCGCGCGGACUCGGGCGCGGCGCGAGCGCGACCGUAUCGGGGGUGCGGGAGUUUUCCGGAGCACGUCGAACGGCGGAUUCCGGACCGAUCCAGAGCGGAGAGUUUUCGAGAAGAGGCGGCCGACCGUCGGGCUCGACACGCUCCAAACGCAGUGCGGACAGUUCCUCAACAGCGUUUCGGGUCGAUUUUCGAGGAUAAUGCGGUGCGAGUACUGGGACCGAACGUAAUGGCGUCGGGCGAGCGCCACUCGGAGGGCAAGUUUCUUGAAAGGACGUCCACCUUCCCAUAG
Messenger RNA from Phyllotreta striolata, 927 nucleotides. The record is from the annotation of a GenBank genome assembly. NCBI's taxonomy places the organism in Eukaryota, Metazoa, Arthropoda, Insecta, Coleoptera, Chrysomelidae.